Lemur catta (Ring-tailed lemur) is the source of this 2140-nucleotide messenger RNA. It is a transcript of the gene KCNE3, whose product is annotated as potassium voltage-gated channel subfamily E regulatory subunit 3. The transcript has 2 exons. Gene Ontology annotation, molecular function: transmembrane transporter binding; potassium channel regulator activity; delayed rectifier potassium channel activity. Gene Ontology annotation, biological process: regulation of ventricular cardiac muscle cell membrane repolarization; negative regulation of delayed rectifier potassium channel activity; regulation of heart rate by cardiac conduction. Bases 182 to 499 code for a protein of 105 amino acids. The record is from RefSeq and is a predicted model, not a curated record. Gene Ontology annotation, cellular component: membrane. Lineage: Eukaryota; Metazoa; Chordata; Mammalia; Primates; Lemuridae.
UGCCCUGCUUUCCAGCUCUGGGCCUUCCCAGCUCCUCAAGUCAAUAGUAAGACCCUAGAUGUGAGGGGCUGAGGAGCCUUAGGGCGUCCACAAGGAAAUUCCUGAAGCUGACUCAGACCCAGCAAAUUUGCCUGCUGUUUGAACAUCCUCCGAUUCUUCCCCCACCUCAACCCCUGUUGCUAUGGAGACCACCAAUGGGACUGAGACCUGGUACGAGAGCCUGCACGCUGUGCUGAAGGCUCUAAAUGCCACUCUUCAUGGCAACUUCCUCUGCCGGCCGGAGCCAGUGCCAGGGCCGGGGCCAGACAACCAGACUGAGGAUCGGCGGGCCAGCCGACCUGGCCGUGAUGACAACUCCUACAUGUACAUUCUCUUUGUCAUGUUCCUGUUUGCUGUCACUGUGGGCAGCCUCAUCCUGGGAUACACCCGCUCCCGCAAAGUGGACAAGCGUAGUGACCCCUAUCAUAUGUACAUCAAGAACCGUGUGUCCAUGAUCUAAUGCGAGGGGGCCGGGGAUGGUGGAAGAUCAAGACACCUGGGGAUCACUUCUGGAGCCUCCAGAACUCAGCUAUGGACCACAGCAGGCCUCAGGGUCUCUUUCUGUAAGACCAACAAGAAACAGUGCUAAGGGAGGUCAUCACUGGGGUGGAAGGAGAGGGGCUAGCAGACCUGGGCUUGGUGGAUAAGGACUUUUUCCAGGCAAAGAUAGACUUUGUAAACAGUAGGAGCCAUGAACAAACAUAUGGAAGUAGCAAAAGAAAAUGAAUGACCGAUGACUGGUUCAGUGGCUGGAAUCUUGGGGGGCUAGGGGUGAGAGAAAGGAGAAGAGGAAGUUGUAGCAGAGGGAAAUCAAACAGGAAGAUGCUCUGGGGACAUAUUUUUUUAUGUUUUAUCUUCAACAGUUGUGAGAAGCAGUGAUGAUUAUCCCACAUCACAGAUAGGAAAUCUGAGUGAUAUUAUUUAUUUAUAUUUGUUCAUAUUUCAACACAUUUAACAUUUGUGAUUUUUACCCCCAUCAUUCACCCUCCCAUGAAUAAGUAAAGCAGGGCAAAUGCCAUGCUACCCACUUGGGCCAGGGUGGUGCCAUGAUUGGAACCCAGGACCUCUAGUCUCCUUGCCUAGUGCUUUUCAAAGCUCGGUGCCACACAGGAGUGGAUCCAGGCCUGAAGCUGAUAUAAUUCUGGGGAUUUUCUUUAAGAAAAAUAAUUCAAAAAUAUCUUACCUUUGCAAAUAUUACAAAAAUAUACCACCAUGUUAAUAUGUUGCUAGGGCCCCUACUAGGACCUUAAGAUGGAGCCCAUGCGAGUCAGGGCCCUGAAUGUUAUGCCUCACUAGCUCCAUGGUUCGUGUGCCUCAUGAGCCAACUCACAGGGCCCUUCCUGGCCACAUCUCCAGUUAAGGAGACUAAACUCCCUCUAAAGCAGCCUCUUCCGUUUUGAUUGAGUUCUAUGAGAAAUUUUCUGGUACAAAUUGAAAUCUGCUUCUAGAAGAUUAUCAUGACACCUAGAAGAUAAUUAUAUUAAAAGAAGAAGAGUAUGAAAGGCUUUCCGUGGUUCAGGGGAAAGAGAACCAACCCUGAUUCUACCACUAAUGUGGUGUAUGAUCUUAGACUGGAUACUUCUCUCUCUGGUCCUUUUUCUUCUUCAACAUAAUGAAAUAUACUUAAAAGCCUCUAAUCCUGUAUCAGUUCUGACAUUCUAGGCUUCACAUACAUUAGAUUGAACCAUAUGAAAUCACUGUAUUUGUAGAUCAGAAACAGCUGAAUAUCAGUGGUUUCAGAUGGUUCAACCUAAUAUGUGCAAUAUGGUGGGUGAACACUUUACAAGCUACUUUGCCCCAAAUCCCAGGCUGGAACCACCCACUGUUCUCUUUGUCCAAUUUCAAUUUAAGGGCUCUCCAUGCAGUCCCCAGAAGGCUCCACUGAAAUGUACAUAUUUGUGUAUAGCAGAACUCUGAAAGAAUAUUUUGAUAGCAGUUAUCUCUGAGGAAUAAGAUUAUGGGUGAUUUCUCCUUUCUACAUUAUAAAUGUAUAUAAUAUUUGACUUACUUGACCAUAAGUAUGUUACUUGUAUGAUAAAAGGAAAAAAGCUACUUCUGCUUUGAAAAAAUAAAAACAAAUCCCUGUGUGUUUCUUGAGUGG